AUGAACAACCUGAAUACUAUGCGCGCCAUGGAUGAAAUGCCAACCUACAUGACGGAGGGAGAAAAAAAUCCGUUUCUAGGCAAAGGAUUGAAAAGGUCUCCAUUGCCUUCGUCCAUGACUAAAAGCAGUGAGCAUAGAGAACUUGAGGGGAAUAAAAAUCGAGCGGAAGGAUCAGGAGAGUUUGAUCCCCUAUCCACAGGUAUUGCUCAUAGAGAAGUAGGAAUAGAUAUAUUCGAAAUUCAGACUGAAGAGCAGACGAAAAUUCAAGAUCAGCAAAACUCUCUAGAGGCAAGAUCACCAGAUCUCAUAGGUGAAGACCCCGAAGUAUACGAUCGACCAUCGGCACUCCUCUCUUAUUCGAAAUCCACCGAUCAGAACUUGAGACAAAAAGCUCCUUCUCUUGAAUCUGCAAAAAAGAGGUAUCGAUUAACUCUAACAGAUCGAGAGAGCCCGACACCCGUAGAUUCCAGCACCGAGCGAGCCACAGUCUCUGGAGUAGAGAGAAGGAACUCUGAGAAUAAAAUUCGGGAGGUCGAGUUUGCUGAAGAAUUCCCUACACAGAUCUCCUUUCUCAAAUUUAAGGCCCCAGAGGAUGCAAGCUCCGAAAAGACCAUGUGUCCUCCAGUUUCCGGAGAAAGUGCUCUACCCGCUCUAAGCACUUUCCCUAAUCAGAAUAACCCCCAAGAAGACUGGCUAAAUAUGAAUGAUCCUAUGGUCUUGAAAAUGCAACGCAAACACCAUAAUGCUGCAAAAUCUUAUACCCAACUAGAUGAUUCAAUCAUAGCAAAAAAGAAAAAGCGGGAUCUUUUACGCAGAGAGUUGAAGCAGUUACAUGCAGACAUAGAUCUUGCUCAGGCUGAAAAUAAGCGGAUAAAGAACCAAGAACUGCCCGUCAUAGGCGAGUCGAGUACACAUCAACAGAAAAUAUUUGCCAUGCUCCUGCGAGCGACAACGACCGAAAAAGAAGAAAGAAGUAUAUCGACGGAGAGCAUUUUUAGUAACAUUAAUUCUUUCCUCCCCUUUAACUCUCGUCGUCCACUGGUACCGAGAGUUUACGCGCAGGAAACAAUUCCGAUCAAAAGAGGACCAUCACACAGCCCUCUCCCACUAGAGAACCCUCUCACCUAUCUACAAGCAUUUACACCACUUACCUGGUCAUCAACUAUUGCCGUAAUUGACGCAGAUGAAUCGGCGCUUUCCGAUGCCAUGAUAGCUAACGUAGAUGAAAAAUUUAUCCGACACAUCAUUACAGCCUCCCACCCUCAGGGGAUUUUCUCUGCUCGUCUAGCGAUUAUUGUCGGCUCUAAAAGUCAGACUGUUAGUCGGAUCUCACUGCUUCAUCUACCGUUACCUGCAGAGUACGAACUUGGCAGUUUUCUUAUUCGUGCCGGACUGGAAAAAGAGACAGACGUGCAAGGUAGCAUUACUAGAGAGCUCGGUGUCGUCUGUUAUGCCAUGGGUCGCUGGCUGGAAGUCUCCAUACGUCGUGCAAGAUUUUGGUGGCUUGUGUUGAUACGCUACUCGACAGCCGAGGCACGCAAAAAAUGGACCAGCGGUCCUUCACGGGCCCAGGCUAGGCGAAGGGCAGAAGGUAGUGAUGAAGCAUGGGACGUAGAUGAGGCGACUGAUGCAAUUGGUAGCGCUCGAUGGACCCGUAAAACACUUCUUCCGCACCUCGGGCGAACAAGUCUUUGUAUUGGCCGCUAUGGCUCUAUGGCAGAUCCUGACAGGCGCGAUAAUAGUGCAGAUAUUGAAAUUCUUCUGGAGUGGAAGCUGACCUUUGACUGGACAGGUGAAGUCCAGUCCAAUCUCAGCGCAUGCGCGCGCAUACCGGAGUCAUGGCGCGACUUAGAUAUCCAUCAGGCCUUCGUCCAGAUUCCCGACCUCUUCCGCCGCCUCCUGCAAGAGAAGGGUGCCCUCGCCGCCGUUGCGGGCGUCUUGACUCUCACGUUCGACAAUCCUCUCGGCCGGUCUCAACGACGGUUCGUCGUCCGUUCUCGUAAAACGCGGGUCGUAGGGUUUCCAGUCGCAUGCCUUGUAGCCCCUAUGGUGACUAAAAGCGAGAAACCCCUACGCGAACGCAGGGAUUCUAAGUCAGGGCUUGGUAGCAGGACACCAGACCUAAUGCAUUGCAUGAGCAGCUGCGUGCUGGAAGACUCUGACGUCUUAUGCCAAUGCAGAUCAGCCGCUUUGACAGCUCAAUUUCCUCCAAUUACACAGUGGCGGGCGGAUUUUGGGCGAUCCCUCUGUCAAGCUACUGUAAAUAACCUCACCUUACCUUUACGAUCCUUCCGAGAUGAAGCCUCCUUACUACGGCUACGAUGUUUUUCUUCACGAUGUUUUCCGUCGCGAUUUUUACUUUCACGGUGCUUUCCUUCACGAUGCUUUUCUUCGUGGCGUUUUCCUUCACGAGUUUUUUCUUGA
Messenger RNA from Blumeria graminis f. sp. triticale, 2424 nucleotides. The record is from the annotation of a GenBank genome assembly. Lineage: Eukaryota; Fungi; Ascomycota; Leotiomycetes; Helotiales; Erysiphaceae.